GUGCGCGCGCGUUCUUUUGCACUUGUUCGCGAAAGAAGAGAAGCGAAUAAAUAUCGGAUUCAAACAUAAUUGCAGUAGAUUUGUGUUCAAAAUAUAGUAAGAGCAAGUUAAUUUUUUUUUGUUUAUUAAAAUCGGAUGGCGGUCGAAAUAAGCAACUCACUUUUAACGCUGCAGCCGGCUGUGGAUGGGGAUGGAAUGGCUCCAUCGCAGACGCAGUCAUUCCACUGGCAAUUGGAGGACUAUGCAUAUUUUGCCAAAUGUGGCGAGAUAACAACAUCGCCGGACGUAUUGUGCUUUGGCUUCAAUUGUAGCUUUUGUCCGGCCAUUUGUUUACAAUUCUCCGUAUUUAUGGAUCAUAUACGUGGUCAUCAUAUGCAGGAUAUGCGCCGGCGCUACGAGUUGACAGAUGAGAAAACCGAGCAAACAACGCAAACGGAUUUGGACUUAAGCUUGAUGGACUUGCACAAGGACAAUAACAACGGGUAUCGGCAAAUAGAAGCAGCAACAACGUCAACAACAACAACAAAUGAAAUUACAGCAGUGGCCACAACAAACGCGCGCAUUGAUAAACGCAUUAGGAAAAUAACAACAACAAACUGGCCUGAAACGACGGCGGGGGGCGCAGCUAACUUGGCGCUAUUGGACAUGGACUUGGGCCUAGAACUGAUGAAUUUGCUGCCACAGACAAACAACAACAGCAACAACACGGGUGCAACAACAACAACAACAAUGUCGAUGACGACGACGACACCAGCCGAAAUAGACUUCGUUUAUGUUAUGGAAAAUCCAUUACCACCCUCACCGCCGCCAUCAGCUGACAUUUCGAUGGCUCUGCCGCCGCCAACGUCUGCGUUGACGCAGCCGCAAACGCAAGCGUUAGUUUCAUUCGAAUUGUUGGCCCCCAGCUGCAUUGGCGGCGGCACGCCUGCAUUUGCAACAACAACAACAACAACAACAACAGCAGCAGCAGCA
Messenger RNA from Drosophila busckii, 972 nucleotides. RefSeq lists its product as uncharacterized. NCBI's taxonomy places the organism in Eukaryota, Metazoa, Arthropoda, Insecta, Diptera, Drosophilidae. The transcript has a single exon. The annotation marks the transcript as partial. The record is from RefSeq and is a predicted model, not a curated record.